AUGCCUUCUAAAAGUAGAAAACAAAGACUUGGCUCAGAACAGAAUGAAUCAAAAAAAAACUAUGUUGAAAAUGUUAAGAAUAAUGACAAUAAUAAUUUUCAAGAUUCUUUUUGUUCUUUAUCAGACUCUUAUGAAAUUGUUGAAAGCCCAUCUAGGUCUCCAUUUAACAAAAUCUUUAAUAAUAUAUUGAAAGAAUUGUCUGUCAAUACAAAUCAAAUUUUAGACAAAGAAAAUAAAGCAAUAAAUACAUUACUAGAAAUUACUAACAAAAUAUUAAUUCAAAACACCUCAAUUAUGGAAAAGCAAGGAACUUUAGAAGUUACAGUUACUCAACUUGCCAGUGACAUUAAGAAAAGAGUGACACAAGGUAUUAAAUUUUCUAUAGAUAAUUGGCUUUAUCCUAAUGACAAAGUUUAUGAAGAAUCCAUUUACAAAGAACUUGAAGAGCUUUGUCCAGACAAAAUGAUGUGGUCUUUUUAUUAUGCUGUGUUUAAGCAUGUCUUUAAAAAUAAGAUUUUACAAACUGUUAAUUCAGAAAGUUCUGAAACAGAAAUAAUUUCUUGGAAAUCAAAUAAAGAGGUACAAUGGUGUUUUGAAAAUUUGAACACUAUGAUUGAAGAAGAGGAUAAGACCUAUUAUCAAAUGGUUGCUAAGAAAGUAUUUGGCUGA
This is a messenger RNA of Cetraspora pellucida, 669 nucleotides long. NCBI's taxonomy places the organism in Eukaryota, Fungi, Glomeromycota, Glomeromycetes, Diversisporales, Gigasporaceae. The record is from the annotation of a GenBank genome assembly.